Molecule: messenger RNA, 1156 nt
Organism: Struthio camelus australis
Lineage: Eukaryota; Metazoa; Chordata; Aves; Struthioniformes; Struthionidae
Source: RefSeq, a predicted model, not a curated record
GUAUGUGUACUUUCAAUUCACUGUAAAUUUUUAGGUAGGUACGUGUUACAAUUGUCUGUUUUUCUUUUUAGGGCUCAUGUAAUCAAAGGAGUUUCUUUGUUGUGUGUAUCUUUUCAGAACACAACAGGAAUUCAAAAUGAACCAGAACACAACGGAAUCUGUUGGCACUGUGGAGACCUUAGCUGAUGUACCUGAGCAUGUGCUUAGAGGGCUUCCUGAGGAUGUGAAGCUCUUCCCAUCUGCUGUCGACAAGACAAGGCUUGGGGUCUGGGCAACAAAAUCGAUUUUAAAAGGCAAGAAGUUUGGUCCAUUUGUUGGUGACAAGAAAAAGAGAUCUCAAGUUAAGAGCAAUGUAUACAUGUGGGAGGUAUAUUACCCAAACCUGGGAUGGAUGUGUGUUGAUGCAACUGAUCCCAACAAAGGGAACUGGCUACGGUAUAUAAACUGGGCUCGUUCGGGGAAGGAGCAAAAUCUGUUUCCUCUGGAGAUCAACAGGACCAUUUACUACAAAAGCUUAAAGGUAUCAAUGUCUGAAGAAUCAGUUAUUAGGUUUUUUAAAUACCUUUAAUUCCCCUUUAUCCGAAUCCUUUUUUUUACCUUUUGUAUUAAAUGGAUUUUGAAGCAUUUUAUGACAUACAAUUAAAAUAUUGCAAAUGCUUAGUUUCAUUGGUCUAAGUUCUUCCCUGUCAAUGCAGUUGACAUUAUGAACAACUGUUAAAAAUGAGGGUAUGUAUGGACGUUCCAUCUUUUUUGUUUGUUGAUGAUUUGAUGUAGCAUCAGUGUUGAUACAAAUGAGGAUGGAUAGUCGUAACAGGUUAAUUGCUAAGUUCCUGUAGAUACUGAAGGCACUUUGCACUGAGGAUCUGUUUGAGGCUUUGUUCAGAAAUCACUUGUUUUUAUGGUCUUUGCAUCAUAUAAAAAGACUGGUUACCAAGACACUUUUAUAGGCAGCUUUAUGAAACAAAUUUUCCUGAUUUUAUUCGCGUUCAGCUUUGUUUAGGGUGUGAGAGGAAAUAAAGGGUGUAAUCUGUGGGGAAUUUUAUCUCCCAAACCAAGGGGAAGAAUGGUUAGAUUAUAAGUAACGGUGAAGUAUGUUAGUGUUGGAAUAUUGUAGCUAUUGCAAUUACUUGAAUCUUUGAGAACUGUGAAUCUACUA